AUUACAAAAGUGAAUCUAUUCAGCUGAAGGAGAAAUUGGGUCAGAGGGAAGUGGAAUACUCAGCUCUGUCUGAGAUGCAUGAGCUGCAUAAGAGUAAAACGUUGGCUCAAAUUACGGGAUUAGAGGCUGCUGUCGCAGGGCUGGAACUGGAGCUGGAAUCUUUGCGAGGUCAGAAAACAGAUAUAGAAGUUGAGAUCGAGAACAAAGAAACUCAAGUGAAACAACUAGGAGAAGAGAAUGCAGGACUGCAAGCCCGAAUUUCACAACUUGAAUCAAUAUCAAAUGAGAGAGAAGCCGAAUUUUCUUCCCUGGCGAAGAAAUUUGAGGACAGCAGUAAUGAAUAUGGUCGGCUACAGGAGAAACUGGGUCAGAGGGAAGUGGAACACUCAACUCUGUCUGAGAUACAUGAGUUGCAUAAGAGUAAAACGUUGGCUCAAAUUACAGGUUUAGAGGCUGCUGUGGCAGGGCUGGAACUGGAGCUGGAAUCCUUGCAAGGUCAGAAGAAAGAUAUAGAAGUUGAGAUUGAGAAGAAAGAAACUCAAGUGAAACAACUAGCCAAAGAGAAUGAGGGAUUGCAAGCCCAAACUUCAGAACUUGAAUCAAUAUCAAAUGAGAGAGAAGCUGAACUUUCUGCUCUCACCAAAAAACUUGAGGAGAUCAAUAGUGAAGCUAUUCAGCUGAAGGAGCAAUUGGAUCAGAAGGAAAAGGAAUACUCAGCUCUGUCUGAGAAGCAUGAGCUGCAUGAGAGUAAAACAUCAGCUCAAAUCCUGGGAUUAGAGGCUGCUGUGGUAGGGCUGGAACUGGAGCUGGGAUCUUUGCGAGGUCAGAAAGAAGAUAUAGAUGUUGAGAUUGAGAACAAAGAAACUCAAGUGAAACAACUAGCAGAAGAGAAUGCAGGACUGCAAGCCCGAAUUUCACAACUCGAAUCAAUAUCAAAUGAGAGAGAAGCCGAAUUUUCUUUCCUGGCAAAGAAAUUUGAGGACAUCAGUAAUGAAUAUGGUCGGCUACAGGAGAAACUGGGUCAGAGGGAAGUGGAACACUCAACUCUGUCUGAGAUGCAUGAGCUGCAUAAGAGUAAAACGUUGGCUCAAGUUACAGGUUUAGAGGCUGCUGUGGCAGGGCUGGAACUGGAGCUGGAAUCUUUGCGAGCUCAGAAAAAAGAUAUAGAAGUUGAGAUUGAGAACAAAGAAACUCAAGUGAAACAACUAGCCGAAGAGAAUGCGGGAUUGCAAGCCCAAACUUCAGAACUUGAAUCAAUAUCAAAUGAGAGAGAAGCUGAACUUUCUGUUCUCACCAAAAAACUUGAGGAGAUCAAUAGUGAAGCUAUUCAGCUGAAGGAGCAAUUGGAUCAGAAGGAAAAGGAAUACUCAGCUCUGUCUGAGAAGCAUGAGCUGCAUGAGAGUAAAACAAUGGCUCAAAUUACGGGAUUAGAGGCUGCUGUCACAGGGCUGGAACUGGAGCUGGAAUCUUUGCGAUGUCAGAAAGAAGAUAUAGAAGUUGAGAUUGAGAACAAAGAAACUCAAGUGAAACACCUAGCAGAAGAGAAUGCGGGACUGCAAGCCCGAAUUUCACAACUUGAAUCAAUAUCAAAUGAGAGAGAAGCCGAAUUUUCUUCCCUGGUGAAGAAAUUUGAGGACAGCGGUAAUGAAUAUGGUCGGCUACAGGAGAAACUGGGUCAGAGGGAAGUGGAACACUCAACUCUGUCUGAGAUGCAUGAGCUGCAUAAGAGUAAAACGUUGGCUCAAAUUGCAGGUUUAGAGGCUGCUGUGGCAGGGCUGGAACUUGAGCUGGAAUCCUUGCGAGGUCAGAAGAAAGAUAUAGAAGUUGAGAUUGAGAAGAAAGAAACUCAAGUGAAACAACUAGCCGAAGAGAAUGCGGGAUUGCAAGCCCAAACUUCAGAACUUGAAUCAAUAUCAAAUGAGAGAGAAGCUGAACUUUCUGAUCUCACCAAAAAACUUGAGGAGAUCAAUAGUGAAGCUAUUCAGCUGAAGGAGCAAUUGGAUCAGAAGGAAAAGGAAUACUCAGCUCUGUCUGAGAAGCAUGAGCUGCAUGAGAGUAAAACAUUGGCUCAAAUUACGGGAUUAGAGGCUGCUGUCGCAGGGCUGGAACUGGAGCUGGAAUCUUUGCGAGGUCAGAAAACAGAUAUAGAAGUUGAGAUUGAGAACAAAGAAACUCAAGUGAAACAACUAGCAGAAGAGAAUGCGGGACUGCAAGCCCGAAUUUCACAACUUGAAUCAAUAUCAAAUGAGAGAGAAGCUGAAUUUUCUUCCCUGGUGAAGAAAUUUGAGGACAGCGGUAAUGAAUAUGGUCGGCUACAGGAGAAACUGGGUCAGAGGGAAGUGGAACACUCAACUCUGUCUGAGAAGCAUGAGCUGCAUAAGGGUAAAACGUUGGCUCAAAUUGCAGGUUUAGAGGCUGCUGUGGCAGGGCUGGAACUGGAGCUGGAAUCCUUGCGAGGUCAGAAGAAAGAUAUAGAAGUUGAGAUUGAGAAGAAAGAAACUCAAGUGAAACAACUAGCCGAAGAGAAUGCAGGAUUGCAAGCCCAAACUUCAGAACUUGAAUCAAUAUCAAAUGAGAGAGAAGCUGAACUUUCUGCUCUCACCAAAAAACUUGAGGAGAUCAAUAGUGAAUCUAUUCAGCUGAAGGAGCAAUUGGAUCAGAAGGAAAAGGAAUACUCAGCUCUGUCUGAGAAGCAUGAGCUGCAUGAGAGUAAAACAUCGGCUCAAAUCCUGGGAUUAGAGGCUGCUGUGGCAGGGCUGGAACUGAAGAUGAGAACUUUGCGAGGUCAGAAAGAAGAUAUAGAUGUUGAGAUUGAGAACAAAGAAACUCAAGUGAAACAACUAGCAGAAGAGAAUGCGGGAUUGCAAGCCCAAAUUUCAGAACUUGAAUCAAUAUCAAAUGAGAGAGAAGCUGAACUUUCUGCUCUGACGAAGAAACUUGAGGACAGCAGUAAUGAAUAUAGUCAGCUACAAGAGAAACUGGGUCAGAGGGAAAAGGAAUACUCAACUCUGUCUGAGAUGCACAAUCUGCAUGAGAUUGAAAUACUGGAUAAAAUAAAAGGAUUUGAGUCAGAAGUUACAGGGCUAGCACUGGAGCUGGAAUCUUUGCGACAUCAGAAGAGUGGCUUGGAAGUAGAGAUAAAGAGCAAAGAAACUGUAGCAAAACAACUGGGAGAGGAAAAUGUGGGACUGCAAGCCCGAAUUUCAGAACUUGAAUCGACUUUGAAAGACAGAGAAGCUGAACUUUCCUCUCUCACAAAGAAACUUGAGGACAGCAAUCAUGAAUCGUCAUCCAGAAUAGCAGAUUUGUCUGCACAGAUCAAUAAUCUGCUAGCUGAGGUAGAUUCUUUGCGUGCCCAGAAAGUUGAGUUGGAGGAACUUAUAGUAUCCAAAGGUGAUGAAGCAUCGACUCAGGUCAAGGGAUUAGUGGAGCAAGUAAACGUGUUGCAGCAGGAAUUGUUGUCAAUGCAGAGCGGGAAAACUGAAUUGCAAGUGCAGCUUGAGAACAAAACUCAAGAAGUUUCUGAAUUCUUGAUACAGAUACAAAAUCUGAAAGAAGAAAUAACAAACAAGAUAACGGAUCAUGAGAGGGUUGUGGAAGAGAAAGAGAGUUUGACGGCAGAAAAGAGAGAGAUUGAGAUAAAGGUGGACUCAAUACACAACCACAAAAGUGAACUCGAAGAGGAGAUAAGAACAAAAUGCCUUGAGAGUGAUCAGUUGAGAGCACAAAUUGUUGAGCUAAAGGAUCAAAUAGUUGAAUUUGAGAAGAGACUAACAGAAAAAGAGGCCGAGUUUUCUUCCCUCCAGGAGAAACAUGACAGUGCUGUGAACGACGCUUCUGCUCAAAUAACAGCCUUUGUGUCACAGGUUACUAGUCUACAACAGGGUUUGGAUGCAUUGCAGACCAAGAAGAACCAGAUGGAGUUGCAGUUUGAGAGGGAGAAACAAGAACUUUCGCAGAGCCUGACGCAAUUGGAGAAUGAAAAGGUUGAAUUAGAGAGCAAGAUAGCUGAUCAUCAGAGACUGCUGAAUGAACACGAGGAGACAUAUGGCAAGUUAAAAGAUGAAUAUAUGCAGCUGGAGAGUCAUAUGCAGGACAGUAAGGUCAACCACGAUGCCGCAGAAAGGAAAAUCGAGCAAAUGGCAGAAGAUUUCGGUAAGAAAAUUGAAUCGAAAGAUGAGACAAUAGCUGAUUUGGAGCAAGAGGCUGAAUAUCUGAAACGAGAUCUUGAAGAAAAAGGGUACGAGCUUAGUUCUUUGGUUGAAAACUCCCGUAAUGUUGAAGUUAAGCUCCGCCUGUCAAACCAGAAGCUCCGGGUUACAGAGCAGGUAUUGACCGAGAAAGAGGAGAGCUUCAAAAAGGCAGAACUGAAAUUCCUGGAAGAACAGAGAGCACUUGAAGACAGGAUUGCUAGAUUGUCUGGUAUAAUCUCUGCUAACAACGAAGCCUAUCAAAGAAACAUCGCACUUGUUUCAGAAAAUGUUAACAGUUCUUUGAGCAGAAUGGAAUCCAUGAUCAAAAAAUUUGUGGACGACUAUGCAAAAUAUGAGACGUGCAUUCUGGAAACAUCACAGCAGCUUCACAUUGCAAAGAAUUGGGCUGCAGAAACAAAUAGUGUAAGAGAGACGUUGAAGAGGGAGGUGGAGGACCUAAUUGAACAACUGCGAGAUAAGAAAGAAGAAGCAUUGGUGCUUGGAGAGCAGGUCGAGAGGAUGCGGGCAAAGGCAAGUAAGGAAGAAGUGGAGAAGGGGAGUCUGAUCAAAGCCGUGAGCCAACUUGAGAAGAAAGCGGCGGACUUGGAGAAGGUGGUGGAGGAGAAAACAGAGGGAAUGCUGGGAUUAGGAGAGGAGAAGAGGGAAGCCAUAAGACAGUUGUGCAUAUGGAUCGAGUAUCACCAAAGCCGGUACGAUCAUCUCAAGGAAAUUCUCUUGAAGACAACUCCGGCAAGAGGCCAGACGAGGGCCUCGACGUCUCGUCCUUGAUAAUAUUUUUUUUUUUUUUCCUUCGAUUGCAAUAUGACAGUUUUUAGUCCCUUUGCAUCAUGAAUUUUUUUUAUUGAUUCCAUUUUUUGUGUUUCUUUUGAAGGCUAGUGUUUAUAAAGCAUUUUAGGUAGAGCUUGGAACGUAUAUGCGCGAGUUUGCUUGUAAAUUUUGCUUUUGUUCUUGUCCAUUUAAUGCAGUCAUGUAUAAAAUGCAGAUGGUUCUUUGUUAA
Molecule: messenger RNA, 5211 nt
Organism: Pyrus x bretschneideri (Chinese white pear)
Lineage: Eukaryota; Viridiplantae; Streptophyta; Magnoliopsida; Rosales; Rosaceae
Product: COP1-interactive protein 1
Exons: 1
Coding region: 75-4982 (1635 amino acids)
Source: RefSeq, a predicted model, not a curated record